AUGGCGACCCGGGCAAUGACGCCUGGAGGGGCGCUCCUCCGAGCGUCUCGAAUGUUCUCACUCCCUCCUGCAUUGAGCUCGUCCGCUGGCGACGUGGCUGCCGCCGCUUCUCGCAGCUCCGACACGGCCACGGCGCCCUAUCCCACAAUGCAAUCCGUCACCACUCCGCAGUCAUCGCGCGACCGUGGUGACUGGGGCUUCAAGAGGCCGCUGCCGUUGAAGUCCACCACCAAGACGACGACUCCCCUUAUCCGCGUCAAGAAGGUCGACUCGAUCGAGCACGUUACCGACUUUGCGUCAGCCGCAGACCACACCCUCUCCCUGGAGAAGUGGCAGGAGAUGUCUGUGCCCAUCACGAUGCCCGACAGCAAGAAGAGGAGCGACAGCCUGCGCAAUUUCGCCGUCCCUGGCGUCUCUGUCUUCGAGGAGAAGUUUGAUGUCACUGCUUUCGAGAGCGGCAUGGCGGCUCAGGCUGAGGAUAAGCGAUGGAAGUUCCGCGGUCCCUGGCUGGCUGGUGUCACCGAGGGCAACUUCCAGAAGUACCUCAGGAGGCAGGUCCGCAUAAAGCGCCCCGAGUUCAGGCAGUUCCUCAGGGAACGGCUGUCCGUGCAGCUUUCGCAAUCGGCUGCGACGGCCGCUCUCGAGGCUGGAAAGGAGGUGCCCUCGCCCAUCGCUGCCGAGGAUAUCACCGAUGCGCAGCUGACCGAGUAUCUGCGCACACUGCGAUCCGACCGCCCUACUCUGUACAAGAUGAUUGGAGAGUUUCUCGAUCUCGCCCCGGUCCCGCCGCCGUCUUCCUUCGCGCUCAGCAGCCUUGGUCCCAUGGCACCUCGCGACUCACGGCCAACAGGUCCUGUCAACCCCUACGCUGAGGAGGGACCCCCAGUUACCCAUCCUUCCGCCGGUCUGUCGUAUCUACGCACAGCCUCUUAUCUUGACAACCAUCCGAUCUACGGCCCCCAGAAGAGCCACCCACCGGUCAAGGCCCGCAUCAUCAUGCCCAGGACGCAACACAUGGGCAGCUUCUCGGCCAAGCUUGGUGUCGGAGGCUUCGUCGCCGAUGUACCGCAGGGCGACACUGCCUUCCAGCAGAGGAGCCUCCGCGGACGUCACGCGGACCGCAUUCCUGGCCUGAACGGCAUCGACCCUGCCAUUGAGGGCGGCGCCAAGACAUAUGUGCAGGCCGUCUCGGCCAAGGUCGACUCUCAGGGGCGCGUGCACCUGAAGGUCGGCGAGGCGAACCAAGAGGCCGAGCUGGUACAGAAGGAGCUCGUCGGCGAGGCCAAGGUGUUUGGCCAGACGUCCCAGGUCGCCGAGGAGCGCGCGUCUCACAGGCAGAUGCGCCCGCGCAGAAUGGGCGGUCCCACAGUCAUCAGCAGCUCCCAGUCCUAUGGUCUGAGGUGA
This is a messenger RNA of Thyridium curvatum, 1404 nucleotides long. RefSeq lists its product as uncharacterized. Bases 1 to 1404 code for a protein of 467 amino acids. Gene Ontology annotation, biological process: mitochondrial translational initiation. The transcript has a single exon. Gene Ontology annotation, cellular component: mitochondrial small ribosomal subunit. Lineage: Eukaryota; Fungi; Ascomycota; Sordariomycetes; Thyridiales; Thyridiaceae. The record is from RefSeq and is a predicted model, not a curated record. Gene Ontology annotation, molecular function: structural constituent of ribosome.